AUGAGGAUUACGAUUUUACUUCUCACCACACUUGCAACAAUUAUCACGGCUCUGAACCUCGAUGAAGGCCAAACAUCAUCGCUCAAUUCGACAGUCCUUCUCGACCUGCCACCAUGUCUCCUACAAUGCGUGACAGAGCUUCUCCCAAAGUUCAAUUGCAGCAGCGCAGAGUGUUUCUGCGAUACCAAGGGGCCUCUCAAGGAUGCGAUGACAUUCUGCAUCUCAUCUACCUGCACCAACAUCGAUGACGAACUGGCCGGGAUCAGAUUACAAGCGCAAGUCUGCGACUUGAAACCGCACACAAAUGCACCACCGACUGAGGCUACGGCAUAUGGGCUUUUCGCGGUGGUUGUGGUGUUCCUGUUGGCGCGCAUGCUAUAUCGUCUCCCGGCCCUGAACGGUGUUGGCUACGGAUGGGAUGACUGGUGUCUGCUGCUCUGCUUUCCCGCCGCAACGGGUAUGACGGUGACGGCUCAUUAUGCUGCGAAGUAUGGAUCUGGUACAGACCUCUGGCUUCUGAGUGCGGACCAGCUGCAGAGCUUCUUCAUCUGGGCAUACGCCGGCGAGCCGCUAUAUGCUAUCGUGACCUGCUUGACGAAAGUAUCCCUCGUCCUGCUAUAUCUGCGCAUCUGGAGUGUAGAUAUCUUGGAGAAUGGGUCAAGAUUUCGACUGGCUUGCUGGGUGACGGCAGGCUUGUUGAUUAUAACAAUGGUGGUGUUCGUGCUCACCUCUUUAUUCGCUUGUACUCCUAUCGAGGGCGCUUGGAACUUGCACACGGGAAAAGACGUGAAGUGCGCCAAUCGGACGGCGCAGGGAUACUCUCUUGGUGCAAUCAACAUUGUGUUCGACUUUGUUGUCUUGUUGCUGCCAGUUCCGAGGUUGAUCAAGUUGAAUAUCAACUUGGGCGAGAAGAUUGGCGUCCUAACAACAUUCAUGCUUGGCUUCCUCGUCACAAUCUGCAGCAUCGUCCGCAUGUUCUACAUCUACCAAACUGCCAACGUCACCAAUAUCACUUACGCCUACUCCUUCGUCGGUCUCUGGAGUCUCAUCGAAGUCUACUGCACCAUGGUCUGCUGCUGCGUGCCCGCUGCCGCCGGCCUCAUCCGUCGAUACUGGCGAGCAAUCGCAAGGAACCUCUGGUCGGUCGUCACGAAUUUCGGCACAUCGUCAAAGCAUACGGAGACCGUGGACACGGAGAUGAGGUGGACGGGACGGAGAGAGUCUUCGCCGCCGAAGUAUGAGAUGGAUGCUGGACAUGAUGGCUUGAAGGCUGCUGAGUCUGGAUAUACCGUUCGAUCGAUGGGGUCUUCGCAACAGGACUCGAUUCAUCGUGUCGAUUCGGAGCAGCUGGGCAUGUCGGGUGUGCAGUUUACUCACCACCAAACUCAUGGCCCUGCUGGCGAAAUACCCAUCGACGACGCGCAACCGCCGAAUACCCCAGUGAAGCACCCAGAGCAAACCUUUACGAUAUUUCCUCCCCCAAGGAGCAGCACCUCAAUCCGAGAGAGCUCAUCGUCGCCGGGGUUCUGGUACUAUGAUCGUACUGGUAGUGCUACGCCACCGGGUCGUAGGCCUUUCUCGCCGACAACGCCUAUACCAGCUAGGUUCUCAAAGUUAGGAGAUGCUUCAGCCGAGCAGAAGGGGUCACGGAGAUGA
This is a messenger RNA of Zasmidium cellare ATCC 36951, 1656 nucleotides long. RefSeq lists its product as uncharacterized. The record is from RefSeq and is a predicted model, not a curated record. The coding region runs from base 1 to 1656 and encodes 551 amino acids. The transcript has 3 exons. Lineage: Eukaryota; Fungi; Ascomycota; Dothideomycetes; Mycosphaerellales; Mycosphaerellaceae.